Durusdinium trenchii is the source of this 1045-nucleotide messenger RNA. Lineage: Eukaryota; Dinophyceae; Suessiales; Symbiodiniaceae. The record is from the annotation of a GenBank genome assembly.
AGAGAGCUAUGUUCGGCUCAAGCUGAGAGCCGCGUUUGGAGCAGCAUGUUGUGGCUUGUGCUCGCAGUGGUAGCUUUGGGCUAUGCCACCCCGCUGAACUUUUUGGUCACGAAGCCGACUUUGCGUGGAGGAGCAGGCAUUCGCAUUGUCCACAGCGAUCAUGUGCUCUCUAGAAAGACCGCCAGAGGCGAUAGAUCAGGAGUUGCAGCGAUUGGCAUGGCUUUGGCCAUCGGAGUUGUCUCAAGGCGCCACCAGCGCCUCACCACUGCUGCGCGAGCGGUGACAGAGGUGGCGCAGGUGAAACUUUCCAAAAUCAUUGGAGGGAAAGCCACCCCAGCACCUCCCGUGGGUCCUGCGAUUGGAGCCUUUGGUUUGAACAUCGCCUUUUUCGUCAAGGAGUACAAUGCCUUGACUGCGGACAAGGUCGGCGAGGCCUGUCCUUGCAUUGUUCAUGUGAUGAGUGACAAAAGCUUCAAGAUUGAGUUGAAAACUCCUUUGACAGCAACACUUUUGCACAAGGCAGUGGGUGCCAGCAAGGGAUCGGGAAAAGCUGGUAAGGACAUGAUUGGCACCAUCUCCAUCGAGAAACUGGAAGAGAUAGCCAAGAUCAAGCUUGCUGACUUGAAUUGUGAGGAUAUUUCACGUGCCAUGAAAAUUGUUCAUGGCACUGCGGUUGCCUCUGGCAUCAAAGUAGAAGGCUACGAGAAAUGGCUGAAGAAAUCUGUGCCCAAGCCCAAGUCCAUCAUGGACAGAUACGGCCCAGGAGUUUCCAGACUACCUGCGCCAUGGGGUGAGGGACCACGACUGAAAUAGGCACCUGAGGCACAAGAUAGCGACAAGGAAUAGGAGUGUUGCUUGCAAGGCUCUAAGAGCUUCUCUUGGGCAAGUGCUAUUUUGGCAAUGCUAAGACAGCACGUUUCGCAAGAAGCUCGAGUUAGUGAAAGCCUCGGCCAAUAACGCCUGCUCACAAAAUGCAGCUGCUUAUCCUCAGUGGGCUUGCUUUUGCUAUGCGAAGAAAGUCUAAAGAUGUAACAGGUUAUUACUU